Messenger RNA from Schistocerca piceifrons (Central American locust), 6137 nucleotides. RefSeq names its product pumilio homolog 2 (gene pum). Gene Ontology annotation, biological process: post-transcriptional regulation of gene expression. Gene Ontology annotation, molecular function: mRNA 3'-UTR binding. NCBI's taxonomy places the organism in Eukaryota, Metazoa, Arthropoda, Insecta, Orthoptera, Acrididae. The record is from RefSeq and is a predicted model, not a curated record. Gene Ontology annotation, cellular component: cytoplasm; nucleus. Bases 303 to 3725 code for a protein of 1140 amino acids. The transcript is spliced from 22 exons.
CAGUGUUCAAUGGGGCUGAAAAUGUCGCGUUCAUUCGAUGGAGAUUAUUGACGACACAACAUCCGUUCGUUCAAAUGUGGCAAAAUGUUCUGCUUGCAUAGUUUUGCAUGUGGCUGAUAAAAUUUUAUUCGCUAAAUAAUGAUUAACGUUUUCUUUUUUCUGCAAGUAGUUUAAGUGGAAUAAACCACUAAAGCGCCUUGUGUAGUUCCUGUGCCCCGUCAAUCUAAAGGUUGAUCGGGUGUUGAAUCGAGCAAUUUAUUUAAUCCACAUUCACUAACAUCUUAUACAGUUCCCAUUUGCAAAUGAAGUGGCUCGGUGGAGACAGUGGUAACGGAAUGCUGAACCAUACCAAUGGGCAUGCUUCGUCUCCGCAUGUAAUAAGACAACAGGCUCCAGAGACCGGUAGACCACAGUUGGCAAGAUCCCAGGAUGAUGCAAUGGUCGGUUACAUGUUCCAGCGACCACAUUCAGAUCCAGAUUUUCCCUUACCGCCACCUUUCACAAAACAGCAUCCUCGCUGGGCACUGGGAGAUGAAAGUAUUGACCCGGCUGCAGAACAUAUGGUUUUCGUAAAUAACCACAUGGCAACACAACGGCUUGCAGCAGCUGUUGCAGCCUCUUCACACAUGCAAACUACAGUACAUCAUCUCCAGCAGCAGCAUGCACAAGUUGGCAAUGGGCAGAUAGCGCCUUCGGCUAAAAAACUAUGGGGAGUAGAAGAACAAAAGGACGACAGUAAAGGCAUUCUGACGCUAAACGACCAUCAAAUGUGGCGCGACCCUACAUGGAGUACUUCGGAUCAUGCAGUUUCCCAACCCAUCACUAUGGUACCUAGGAGAUCAGGAAGCUUUCCUGGUAGUGAAGCAGCAAAUAUUCUCUCCCCCCGCUCCUCAGAAACUGGUGGUUUAGGGGUCAAAAUGGUAGAAUACGUCCUCGGUUCUUCACCAACUGGCAAAGACCUUGAACCUCGUAUGAGAGGGCUUGUGCUGAAUCCAAAUGACAGUGAAAAGAAAGAAAAAGAUAAAGCCCCGUCUCCAUUUGAAGCAGGCAAGAAGGACGUUGAAAAUGGGAACAACCCACAGCCUAAUGGAAUCGUACAGAAUGGACUUGGAGACGAUGACAAAGGAUUUAAGUACAACAAGGACCAGUACUCAUUAGCAAGCCGGACACCAGGCAGUAGGCAACCAUCACCAGCAGAAGAGGACAUUAACAAAAAUAGUGGUAGUGGAGCAGGUGGGAAACCUCCCUCAGAAGGUGUUGAAGGACCUCACCAUCAUCACCAUAUGAAUCAUAUGCCACAUCCUCCUCACGCUUUGCAUUUGGACAGUGUAAAUCAACAGUUUGAACAUGUCAUGACAAUGGACCCAAGCACUGCCAGUGCAAUGGCACCUUUUGACCAAGGUGGCUAUGUACCACCACAGCAACAGCAAGCUGAUUCUCCAGGCGUGUUACCUCCAAGCUUCGAUGUCCAGCAACUGUUCCGCAGUCAGCAGCAGCAACAAGCUACGCCUCAACAGUUGCUCUUGCAGCAACAACAGUACCUAGCAACACAACAGCAGCAGCAACUUGGGCUGGCUGCCCCUGCUGCAGCAUUUACGAGUGCACCUUAUGUGAUAAAUGCACCCCAAGAGCCUUAUGUUGGAACACUUAUUGCAGGGCCAACAGUUGUGCCCCAAUAUUACGGGGUUGCUCCUUGGGGCGUCUACCCCGCAAACUUAAUCCAGCAAGGUGCAGCAGCUGCAGCAGCUCAACAGAGGCGUCCACUCACCCCUUCAUCGGCAGGAGAGCUACCCUCCACAACGACAAAUCUCACACAGCAGGUGCAAGGACAGUAUCAAGUAAUACCUGCCUACUACGAUCAAGGAUCAAUAGUUAUGGGCAAUGUACGAGGUAUUGGAAGUGCCACUCCAAUGCGGCUAGUCUCACCUGCACCUGUUAUAGUAAACACAGGCACCCCUGGAAGUAAUAUGAGGUUACUGGGCAGUCAACCUCAGCAGAUUGCAACACCACCCUCAGCCUCAAUCUACAACAGCAAUCAGCAGCCUUCUCUCUACAACUCAUCUGCAUCAAAUGGAACUACUAUUGGAGGGCUGCAGUCAGGGUCAGGUGUAGGUGGUGGGUUUGCAUCACUGGCCAACUCGUUGGGAUACAGCAACAGCAGCUGCAGCCUUGGGACCAUAGGCUCACCAGCUGCCUUAGGAUCAGGUCUUGGUUUGGGAACCAACAGCUCUGGACGCAGAGAUUCCUUCGACAGAAGUACCUCUGCUUUCUCCCCUUCGCUUGAUUAUGGGCGUGGGAAAUGGCCACAAAACUACGGAGCGCUAGGUACAGUGACCGCCUCUCCAAGUCCUCUUGGUCUUACAUCGGGAUCUUUGACACCCCCACCUACUCUUGGAGGAAGUUCUGGAAGCCUCCAGUUGGGAACACUAGGUGUAGGAACUGGCCGUGGUGUGUUGUCUGCGGCACCAGGAGCAGAAGCUGCCAAGUUCCGCAAUGGAGUUGGUGUUGCUGGGUUAGCUGCUAAUGGAGUAUUUGGAUCAACAAAUUCGCUCUUCACAAAAUUGGGUUCAAGUAACAGGGGAGCAGCAGGUGUCACCCCUGGUGUUGACAAACCACCUGGUCGCAGUCGUCUCCUGGAAGAUUUUAGAAAUAACCGGUUUCCAAGCCUUCAGCUGCGUGAUUUGGUGAAUCACAUUGUAGAGUUCUCUCAAGAUCAACAUGGUUCAAGAUUCAUUCAACAGAAACUUGAGAGAGCAACAGUAGCAGAAAAACAAAUGGUAUUUUCAGAAAUUCUUGCUGCUGCCUAUAAUCUCAUGACAGAUGUAUUUGGCAAUUAUGUCAUUCAAAAGUUUUUUGAGUUUGGAACACCAGAACAAAAAACCACCUUAGCACAAAAGGUACGGGGACAUGUUUUGCCCCUUGCACUACAGAUGUAUGGCUGUCGCGUAAUCCAGAAAGCUUUGGAAUCGAUUUCUCCUGAACAACAGGAGGAAAUUGUUCGUGAAUUAGAUGGACAUGUGUUGAAGUGUGUCAAAGACCAAAAUGGCAAUCAUGUUGUACAGAAAUGUAUUGAAUGUGUGGAUCCCCAUGCUCUUCAGUUCAUUAUUAAUGCAUUUUCAGGACAGGUGUUUGCGCUAUCAACACAUCCCUAUGGUUGUCGUGUGAUACAGCGCAUUCUAGAGCAUUGUACUCCAGAGCAGACAGCACCAAUUUUAGAAGAGCUUCAUCGGCACACAGAGCAAUUAAUUCAAGAUCAGUAUGGGAAUUACGUCAUACAACAUGUUCUAGAACAUGGGAAGCCAGAAGACAAGUCUCAGAUUAUCCUGUCUGUAAGGGGAAAGGUGCUGGUGCUUUCACAACACAAGUUUGCUUCCAACGUUGUAGAAAAGUGUGUCACUCAUGCUACAAGAGCUGAGCGUGCAGUUCUGAUAGAGGAAGUCUGCAGCUUCAAUGAAAAUGCUUUGCACGUUAUGAUGAAGGACCAAUAUGCAAACUAUGUUGUACAGAAGAUGAUUGACGUAUCGGAACCUGCACAGCGCAAGGUUCUUAUGCACAAAAUUCGACCACAUCUGAACUCGCUUCGCAAAUACACAUAUGGCAAGCAUAUAAUUGCAAAACUUGAGAAAUUUUUUAUGAAGACAGCAUCAGCAAUGGGAGUUGGCGGCCCCGUCGUUGUGAGUACUGAUCUCGGCCCCAUAGGCCCACCGAGCAAUGGUGGUCUAUAGGGAUACACAUCAGGCAGCAUACUGCCAGAGCAUCUGCCUUGUAUGUACUUUUAGUAUAAGGUUUGACCUUACACUUUUAACGCAAGUUUUGGAAGAAACUGAUCAGCACAUAUGAAUUUUCAGUGAAACGCAUUUAUUUUAAUUUUUUUCUAAGUUGUGACAUUCUCGCAAAAACUGCUCUGGAAGUAAUGCAUUUGGAUUUUGUAUGUAAUGUAUCAUCAUCUUGGUGAUGAUCUGUGUGAAGAUGUGGAUAUUUGCAAGCAUGAGAUAAGUCUCGCCGAAGAAUGUGAAUAAGAUAAGAAUCAAAGAUAGGCACAAUUUUAUUGGUGUAAAUACUGUUUUGCUGACGUUAAAAUUAACAGUCAUUCAGUUAACCUGUGAAAAUAUUACAAAAUGAAAGUUAUGCAGCUUAUAUGGCAUAUCUAAUGAGAUACAAUCUGGUUUAUAGACAACUGAUUGCUGAUAACUGAAGUAAACUAGGUGAGCAGUGUGACAGGAGUAUUCAAAUAUUUUCAUAUGCAGUGAGUAUUGUGUCAGCAAACAAUCAAUUUACAAUAAAUAAAAAUUCCUGUAUACUGUUGCUUGAAACAGCAUGCACUAGUAGGCAUGUUUCAGUCUAGGAAUACAGUUAUUUUGUUUUAGACUUUCUUGUUUUAGGAGCCAUUUAACUAUGUAAUUUCUUUCUGUUACAAUCAAAACUAAAUGACUGUAUGUAAACAUUUAGUGGAUAAACACAAUGAAAUUAGUACUGGAAGGCAUUGGAAAUAAUAACUGGAAUGUGACAUGUCUUUUGCAGGAGAGAAUGGAGUUCACAUUCGCAAACACUGUUUUCACAUGGGGAAAUCAUUAUUUUAACAUAAAUAAUUUUCAUUAAAUGGAACAUCAAAUUGUGAUAAACCCCUCAGGUAAUAGUUGCUAAGGGAUUUUAAAGAAAACUAAGAAAACAUUUGUAGUUAUUGAAAUUUAAGAGAAGAUGGCAACAGUAAACAUUAAAUCUUUUUUAAAGUUUUUGUCAUAUAUUUACUGAUCUUGAGGCAACACACACACACACACACACACACACACACACACACUGCUAACAUGCAGAGGGAAUAAUUGAUGAAAGUGGUUAUGACAUCAGUCUUAAAAUUGAUGUAUUUAACACAAGAUGUGAGGUUGUAGUAUUGAAAACAGUAAACUCCAUGCUACCUUGCUGGUUAUUUCUCUGUCUUAUAUAUUUGCUGUGGAUGCUUAAUAUCAUUGUUAAAUUAAUGAUUUUGAAUUUUACUGUAGUAUUAGAGCCAAGGUAAAAGGGCUACAUGCCUUUACUGAACUGGUGUAACUUUCAAAGCUCACAGUUCUGAAAUUAAUUCCUUUUUGGGUAUUAUUCUUAUUUUGAUGUACAUACAGAUAUGCUACCGCUGUGGAUGUUUGAAAUUGGUGUUUUUAAUGCAUUUGUUUUUAUGAAAUGAAGUAAAUGCAUAGAAUAUAUAUAAAGAGCCAUUAUAUUGAUAUAUUUUGGAUGAGUGUUUACAGUGGCUCAGCUUCCAUUGCAGGAAGUUCUUCAGUCUGUGUCACUCGAUACUUUCCCAGAGUGAUUGUAUGUAGAAACCAAAUCCCAGUUUUUUAACAGUGAAUUGUAAUAAUAUGAUAUGUACAGUUGAUAAAAUAUUUGUACCAAGAUUAUACAUACAUAUAUAUAUAAAUAACUUGUUAUUAGUUUCUUUGUAAGUAAUAUCUGUUUAACAAAAAUCAUGUCAAAUAAUGAACAUAUGCCAUAUUCAGAAUGUAAAGUGUACAGGCAAAAGACAAAAGUACCUAUUUUUCAUAAUCAGAUUAACAAUAAAAAAUAAAAGAGAACAAAAAAUUCUUAUUCAAAGAAAAAUUAUGAAAUGGAAAUGUAGAACUAAACAUGUAGCAUAACAGGAGCUGCGUUCAUACCUAUAUAAAGCUACAUGGUUGAGCACUUGUGACUGCAGACGGUUUUUAUUCGUGACACAAGUCCCUCUGAGGACUUUCUAUCCAUUUCAUAUAUUUGAGUUUUUAAAAAGAUACACGUUAAUAAAAACAACUUCUUUGUGUAAAGGAUUCUUCCUGGAUAUUUUCAACUAUUCUGCUGAGCACAACCUGAAUUAACUGUCAGAUAUAUUUAUUUCUACUGUUCCUUAAAUGUGCAACUAAAGGUAAUUAAUUCUUUUGUCUACAGGUCCCUCUCUAAGAACAUUUUUACUGUAUAUUUCACAGUGGAGUUAUAAACCCUUAGAAGUUAUUUUGUAAUUUGCGCAACAUUAUUUGUAUGUAAUGCAUCCUAUAAUGUUACUUAAAAUCCGUCUUGAUUGCAAAUUUUUUAUUAUUCAUAUGACCGGUUUCGGUCCAUUCAGAACCAUCUUCAUGUGACGUAGCAUGUGAAAGUUGCUGGAUUUGGACGGGUUA